Saccharomyces eubayanus is the source of this 342-nucleotide messenger RNA. It is a transcript of the gene EAF6, whose product is annotated as Eaf6p. Gene Ontology annotation, cellular component: NuA4 histone acetyltransferase complex. The transcript has a single exon. The record is from RefSeq and is a predicted model, not a curated record. NCBI's taxonomy places the organism in Eukaryota, Fungi, Ascomycota, Saccharomycetes, Saccharomycetales, Saccharomycetaceae. Bases 1 to 342 code for a protein of 113 amino acids.
AUGACUGAUGAGCUAAAACAGUAUGAAGCAUUAAAGGCUGAACUAAAAAAGUCUCUUCAAGAUAGGAAACAACAGGAAGACGCCUUUGACAGUUUACAACAAGAGAUUUACGAUAAAGAGACAGAGUAUUUUUCACACAACAGUAACAACAAUCAUUCCGGUCAUGGUGGAACUCAGACGUCAAAGGCGCACUACUCCGGUAAUGUCAUCAAGGGGUUUGACACCUUUUCCAAAUCACAUCAUAGCCAUGCAGAUUCAGCAUUUAGUAACAAUGAUCGUAUUUUUUCAUUAAGCAGUGCUUCAUAUGUAAAGCAACAGCAUAAUCAAGCGCAAAGCGAAUAG